Messenger RNA from Paramacrobiotus metropolitanus, 2382 nucleotides. RefSeq names its product solute carrier family 2, facilitated glucose transporter member 1-like. Gene Ontology annotation, biological process: monosaccharide transmembrane transport. Bases 170 to 1747 code for a protein of 525 amino acids. The transcript has a single exon. Lineage: Eukaryota; Metazoa; Tardigrada; Eutardigrada; Parachela; Macrobiotidae. The record is from RefSeq and is a predicted model, not a curated record. Gene Ontology annotation, molecular function: hexose transmembrane transporter activity. Gene Ontology annotation, cellular component: membrane.
UCUAAACUUGUCGAGCAAGUCUAACAUCUUUGUAGUUCCACUUCCUUCUACAAAUGCCGUUACAGCAAGGAAUCACAUAAAUGGUAAACCAUACACAUUAUCGAAAUCUUCAAAAAUAUUACGGCCGCACAGUACUGCGACGGGCAGCACAUAGCGUUGAUUACUGCGGAUGUUAAGCAUGCUGAGUCAUCACAACCCGUUGACCGUUCGUCUGGCGCUGGCCCUCCUAGCCGCCACCUUGGGAACAUGGUUCACCGCCGGUCUCGUCGUAUUCGCUGUAAAUGUCCCGCAGUACAUUAUACAAGACUGGGUGCGUUCAGUGAAAUGCCAGCGCCUGGGUGGGGCGUUCUUGUCCAACUAUACCAACACCACCGGGUCCGACGAGACCGUGGCAUUAUGGUGUGGCUUCAUCCCUCCUGAAGAUCUUUCCCAGACGCUCAGGCAGAAUACAGAAUUAAGCACCAUCUGGGCGCUGUGUUCCAGUAUGGUGUGCGUCGGCGCCAUGAUCGGCUCCUUGGUCACGGGGCCGGUGAUUCGGCUGCUGGGUGUGAAAAGGUCACUUAUCUGCGGCAGCAUCAUACUGACUUUGGGGUGCGUUAUGUGUUCACUCUCGCCUCUGGCGUCAUCCUGGGAGGUAUUCCUCACCGGACGAAUCAUCGUGGGCAUCGGGUUGGGGGUCUCGACGGUCGUGGGACCGGUGUACACUGGUGAAAUUGCCCCAGUGAGUCUGCGCGGCGCAGCGGGAACCCUGCCCACGGUGAUGUCCAUUCUCGGAUUGCUGACCAUCACCUCCAUCAGCUUCCCGUCGGCGCUGGGUACGGAAGCCGGCUGGCCGUGGUUAAUCAGUAUCGCGGUAAUUCCCGCGGUGAUUUCCUGCAUCGCGCUACCGUUCUGUCCGGAGAGCCCGAGGUUUCUGUACAUGGAGCGCAAUGACAAGCAGCACGCCACGGAAGCUUUAGUAUGGUUCCGGCAAACCAGUCAGGUGAAGGAAGAAAUAGAGGAGCUGCACAUGGAGAUCGAUCACAUGCACGGUGUACAUGAGGUGUCCAUGUUACGCCUUUUUACCGAUCCCUACCUGCGAAAGAUCACCAUCCUCACAGCGAUCCCAAUGCUGGUCCAUCAGCUUUGCGGCUGCUACAGUAUUACGUUCUAUUCUACAGCGAUUUUUGAGAGCGUUGGUCUUCACCGUCUGAACGCGGUUUACGCGACAUUGGGCGUAUGGUGUUGCUACCUUGUGGCCGCACUUAUCUCCAUGUUCCUAAUUGAUCGUGCAGGACGCCGGACGCUGAUGCUUAUCAGCCAAGGCGGUAUGAUUGUGGCUUUGUCCCUUUUUGUUAUUUUUGUUUCCGUCGGGGAGACCGGUGUCUACGGUAUGCAGUACGGCAGUGCCGUGUGUAUCCCCUUAUUCAUUGCGUUUUUCGCCGUGGGCAUGGACCCCAUUCCGUGGAUCCUCCCGGGCGACCUUUUUCCUCAGGAAGCGCACAGUGCAGCCGCUCGGUUUUCCUCGCUUUUGUCGUGGGGAUCAGCGAUGCUGGUGACCUUUUUGUUUCCCAUCAUAGAAGUCGCUGCCAAACAGUAUACGUUCCUGAUUUUCAUUGGUUUUCUUGUUUUGGGUACGGUCCAUGUUGCCUGGAAGCUACCGGAAACCAAAGGAAAAACCAUUGAUGAAAUUCAGAUGAUUUUACGGGGAAGCAGGGUCGUUAAAGAGACGAAGGAAAACAGCAAUCCGCUGCCGCUUAAUGCGUGAUAUGUUUGCGUGACAGUUUAGAGUUUCUGGUUUAUUGUUAUCUACAUCCGUAAUUUCGUAUUCAUGAUUGAUGGUCAAUGCAUGGUGAGAGCGAUGAUCGAGCGAACGCCUGUGCAGAUUCUAACGCGCUAAAGUGCGUAAGAAUCGACACAACGAUGCGGGCGGUCAUACGGCAUUGCAGACUCCAUACCCCAUAGUGGGGAAAAAGAGAAAAAAAGUUUUUGCCAUGAACCUCCAUAGAAGGACGUGGAUUAGUGCUUUAUACGGUCAGAACGACAGAGGCAGACCGCGACACUUCAGCAUCGCUUCGCUGGAAAAUCGGGAAAAAUGCGACCAAAUCAAUGGCGUCAAGCCGGUGACCGGCGUGAUCUGCAAUCUUCCAUCCUAGAUUUCUUUGCUUUUCUUGUAAUACAAACAUACACUGCUCCGCAGCAUCUUUUUGAGGAACUUCCGGUGUUUCAAACAGUUACAACUAACUACCUGUUGUGACAGCAUAAUGCAGCUUAAUAUCUUGAAAGUUUUUGGAAACUCCAGUUCUUUUCUGUUUGAGUUUUUGCUAUUGACAUUGACUUUUUCUGUAAGCCUUCUAUUGCAAAAUUUAGAACAAAUCAUGAUCUAAUGUUUCAAGGUACAAU